This is a messenger RNA of Lathyrus oleraceus (garden pea), 1699 nucleotides long. RefSeq names its product transcription initiation factor TFIID subunit 15. The transcript has 9 exons. Bases 336 to 1478 code for a protein of 380 amino acids. Gene Ontology annotation, molecular function: RNA binding. NCBI's taxonomy places the organism in Eukaryota, Viridiplantae, Streptophyta, Magnoliopsida, Fabales, Fabaceae. The record is from RefSeq and is a predicted model, not a curated record.
AAAUAAAAAGGAACGCGAAUAAAAAAAUCGAAGAGGAAUUAAGGAUUAUCAAAGAGGUGGAGGAAUAGAGCGGAGACUGUAGACGGAGCGAUAAAUCACAGAUCUAUCCAUCGGAGAAGAACAUAGCAAAGCGCGUGCUUCUCCCCGUCACGCGCCGCUUCGAUUCCGGGCCCUACUGGAAGCAUGCUAGGUCUGCAAACAAAGAUUUGUGCAUGGAGAUACUCAGUAGUAGGAAGUCUCUGGUGAAAAAUAAAUCCUUCGAUGAGAUGUUCUAGCUCUACACUCUAGCUCUGUGCUGGUUCUCGUUGCUUUUUAUUUCAUGAGAUUGAGAUUCCAUGGCUAGCAUUCCUGGAAAAUUUGCUCCUUCUAAUGGGUCUAUCUAUGUAUGCAACCUGCCUCAUGGGACUGAUGAUAAUAUGUUGGCUGAAUAUUUUGGUACCAUUGGAGUAAUAAAGAAAGAUAAACGUACAGGAAGACCUAAAAUAUGGUUAUAUCGAGACAAAGAGACCAAUGAACCAAAGGGAGAUGCUACUGUGACAUAUGAGGAUCCGCAUGCUGCCGUGGCUGCUGUUGAAUGGUUUAACAACAAAGAUUUUCAUGGCAAUGCAAUUGGAGUUUAUAUAGCUGAGUCAAAAAACAAGGAUGACCAAACUUAUAGUUCAAUAGCAGAUCCGGUUGUUGCUGGUGAUGUUGUUGGACCAGAAGAAACUGAAAGUGACGUUAAUGGUGUUAAUGGAGGAGGUAUAGGUCAAAUUGAUGCUUCCAGCAAACCAUGGCAACAAGAGGGCGAUUGGAUGUGUCCGAAUACAAGUUGCUCCAAUGUGAAUUUUGCUUUUCGUGGUGCGUGUAAUCGCUGUGGAAGUGCACGCCCUGCUGGUGCUUCUGGCGUUGCAGGAGGAGGUGGCCGUGGCAGGGGACGUUCUGGGCAAGAUUCAGGGGGUAUUGGCCGUCCAGCUGGUGCAACUGCAGGACUAUUUGGUCCCAAUGACUGGUCUUGUCCAAUGUGUGGCAAUAUCAAUUGGGCAAAGCGGUUAAAAUGCAAUAUUUGCAAUACAAACAAGCCUGGCCACAACGAGGGUGGUGUAAGAGGAGGGCGAGCUGGAGGUUACAAGGAGCUUGAUGAAGAGGAAAUUGAAGAAACUAAACGUCGUAGGCGGCAGGCUGAAGAUGAUGGUGAGCUGUAUGAUGAAUUUGGAAACCUUAAGAAGAAAUUCCGUGCCAAAACACAGCAAUCUGAAGCUGCACGAGUGCUUCCUGGUUCAGGGCGUGCUGGUUGGGAGGUUGAGGAUCUAGGGAUUCACAGAGAUGCUACAGAAAAAAGCAGAGACAGGGGAAGGGAUCGUGAUGAUGGAGAGCAGAGAAGCAGAGAGCCAAUCGAGAAGGAGAGACAAAGCAGUCGGAAUAGAGAGAGGGACAGAGGAAGAGAUCGAGACAGGGAUUAUGGGCGAGAUCGGGACCGGAGUAGACACCGAUAUUAAAAAUAGCAGUAGAAGUGCAUCCUGAUGUUUUGACACUGAUUAUGUGUUGCCUUUUUGACUAGAAAUUUCAUUUGCUUUGAAUUAAAUCCUUAAAUUUGGGGAUUGAUAUCCUGCAAUCUGAUGAAUGCAUGGACCUAAUGUAUAACCAAAGAUCUUUAUGCUGUUAGUAUUUCCUUGGACAAAUUUCUAUUUGAGAAUAUUCACAAUAGUUUGAACUAUUA